AUAUCGUGGCCGAUGGACGGCAGCCUGUCGUCGAGACUUGGGGGCGACGUCUUGAAGGCGGGCAGGUCAAAAACCUGCAGGAUCGAUGGUCUGCGAAAAGAAUCGUCGACCUGGGGCCGAGGAAGAAUAGCGGUAGCCAGUGCGGAAGCCGUGGUGAAGUAUUAA
Bipolaris maydis ATCC 48331 is the source of this 165-nucleotide messenger RNA. The record is from RefSeq and is a predicted model, not a curated record. Lineage: Eukaryota; Fungi; Ascomycota; Dothideomycetes; Pleosporales; Pleosporaceae.